Molecule: messenger RNA, 1413 nt
Organism: Chiroxiphia lanceolata (lance-tailed manakin)
Lineage: Eukaryota; Metazoa; Chordata; Aves; Passeriformes; Pipridae
Exons: 4
Coding region: 26-784 (252 amino acids)
Source: RefSeq, a predicted model, not a curated record
GCCUGUAGGGCCUUGGCGGCCGGUGAUGCGACGGCGUAGGGCGGGCCCGGGCCCCGGACGAUGCGGCUUCUCCCGCACCGCGCGGGGCACCCGUGGGUGCCCGAGGCCAGGCAGGCCCGACCCUGAGUGGGAAGGACCCGUCUCAGCCAUAGGCCCGCGGAUCUGGCCAGCCUGGCCGCCUACAGCUGCGGCAGCCCUCGGUGCAAAGGAGGAGAACGCCAAGGCCCUGCAGUGCCAGCCCAGCGCUCCCAAGCUGUGGCUGCUGCUGUCCCCUGACCACGAACCACUAGAGCCUGACGAGGACAGAGCCUGUCAGGGUGCUUCUGCUGGUAUUUUGGAGUUCUUACAGACACCCAACACCACUCAUUCUGUCUGUAUUCAUGUUCCCACACCUCCUGGGCUGGGCUCACUCACCUUCCCACAUCUACUCUGCCUAUGGGUGCCCCACAGCCGAGAGGACUGUUACUCUCUCAUCACUGAUCUCUAUAACCCCUGCAACACUGCUCUGACAGGGUGUGGCAGCUGCCCCAUCCCAAGGAGCGGGAUGGGAGUUGGGGGAUCACACACAGGCUCUGGUAGCUCACCCUCAGGAGUCUGGAGGAAAGACCGAGGUUCAGAUCACACAGCAACGUCAAAACAAAGCGGGGAGCAUCACCAGGGAGCGGAGGGGAGGAGGAGGAAGCAGAGGAGUGCUCUGCCAGCGAUGAGAACGAGAGAGCACAGGCAGCGCGGGUGCUGCUGCCACCAAGCCUUUGCCCAGCGGACAUUCCAGCCUCGCGGCUGAACCGUGUGGGGUCAGACCCGCGGCGAACCCGGGCACCCCGAACAGCCCUUAGGGCCCCGUGGGGCCGCUCCUGCUCCCAGCCGAGGUGCGGGGCGGGGGCGCGGCCGGGCCCGGGGCCGCGCUCGGCAGAGCAGCGGCAGCGCAGAGGGGCGGGCGCUGGAUCCUCUGCGCGCGGGGUCAGGCAUCACCCACUGCUCUCUGGUUGCUGAUGGGGACCGGGGACCGAGCUGCAGAGCAGGUGUCAAAUGUUUCAGCCUCCCCCAAAAUAAGUUUUACAAGCUCUUCAAUUGUCUGUCACAGGAAGAUGCCACAAAAAGAUCUGAGUUCUCUGAGAAGUAGGGGAAAGGCACUGAGAUCAAACAUGCUGACAAAUACAGCCUGUGACAGCAAUUGCUGGAUUAGUUUUUUUAAACCUUGUGUUUCACAUCUGGUUUGUCAUGCUGUUGUAGGUGGGCUCAGUGUGCAGUAAACUAGGAAAACAAACCUACAUUUUCCAUGAUCCUUUCAUCCCCUAGGAUCCCAAAGCACAUCAUUUAAUUGCACUCAACCUGCACACAGAUUUCAUAAAUAAAGAAAUGAUGAAUUAGCAUAGCUGCUGCAGCAUUCACAUGAGUUACUAAGACACAAUC